Molecule: messenger RNA, 752 nt
Organism: Lolium perenne
Lineage: Eukaryota; Viridiplantae; Streptophyta; Magnoliopsida; Poales; Poaceae
Product: mini zinc finger protein 1
Biological process (GO): regulation of DNA-templated transcription; regulation of developmental process
Cellular component (GO): nucleus
Molecular function (GO): DNA-binding transcription factor activity; transcription cis-regulatory region binding
Source: RefSeq, a predicted model, not a curated record
CCAAGGGCGCAAUAGCAAAAGCCUUCCCAUUCCCUUCCUUCCCUUCCAUCGAAGUCGACGGCCGCCGGCCGGCAAGAAGGCGUCCGCACCAUCUCUCAUGGGGCCCCAGCAGGACCGUUCGGCGCCCAAGACGCACGCCAACGGCACUGCGGCGGCGCCCGAGAGGAAGGACGGCAAGGUGGUGCACUACAAGGAGUGCCAGCGCAACCACGCCGCGGGCAUCGGCGGCUACGCCGUCGACGGCUGCCGCGAGUUCAUGGCGUCGGCCCCCGAGGGCAGCCCUACGGCUCUCCUCUGCGCCGCCUGCGGCUGCCACCGCAGCUUCCACAAGCGCGAGGUCGAGGCCUUCGACUGCGACUACGAGUCCGACACCUCCGGCCGGUGAUCACCGCGGCCGAAGCCAUGCGGAUUUCCUGCCUGCUUGUCUCGGUACAUGAUCAGCAUCGACAGGUAAGGUUCGGACAUUAAGACGACUCCGUUCGAUCUCAGUCCAUCAAUCAAAUAUAUGUGUGGACAAGUUAAUUAUCUUCCUCCUCCUCCUCCUCCUCCUCCUCCUCCUCCUCCUCUUCUUGGUAUUGGGAUUAAUUUGGCGAUCAGUUGUGUGAUGAUGUAAUUAACAUAUAGUAUGUGUGUUCUUGAAUCCAAUCUGGUGUGUGUAGAUCAAUCGGUGACUGUGAGAUGAACAUCUCGUAUUCUGUACAGAUUUGUGCUUCUUGUUUGGGACCAGUAAUUAAUAAUAUGUCUCUGAAUUA